AUGUCGACAGUUUACUCAACAACUAAAUCAGUGGCGGCUAUAUGCGUUGCUAUGGCAGUAGAUCGUGGCUAUUUGGAUUAUGAUCAGAAAGUGUCUCACUAUUGGCCAGAUUUUGCACAGAAUGGAAAGGAAGAUAUAACAUUGAAACAACUUGUUAACCACGAGGCGGGACUUGCAGUUCCAUACGUACACCCGGAUAUUACAACAGUAAGAGACACUGACAAACUAUUCAAACUAUUAGCUAAGACAACACCUACAUGGGAGCCCGGAACAGCACAUGGCUACCACGCCAUCACGUAUGGCUGGUUUUUAAGUGGUGUAUUGCGACAUGCAGACCCAAAACAUAGAACUAUUGGACAGUUUUUCAAGGAAGAAGUGGCAGAUGUAUUUGGUAUUGAUUUUUACAUCGGGUUACCCAAAGAGGAGUAUUACAGAGUAGCAAGAUUGCAACAUCCCGGUAUGCCGGCGUUUAUGAAGCAAAUAUUCAACUCAAAAUAUAGACUCGUAAUGCAAGAUCUCAUCUUUAGACCUAAUAGUCUGAGUAAUAGGGCGUUCAUAUACACCGAUCUCUUCGGACCAGAUGAACGGCAAAAUACGUACUCAUUACAGUCAUUAGAAAUCCCAUCAGCUACAGGUAUUGGUACAGCCAGGGCAUUGGCUAAAUUAUAUGCUAUAUUGAAUAACGGAGGUGAGUGGGAAGGAAAACGAUUGCUAUCAAGUGAACUCGUCAAGAAAUUCACCGAAUGUAAUGAGUAUAGGGUAGAUGAAAUAUUGCAUACUAAGAGGGACUACUGCCAUGGUAUGACAAGUAAACAACCUUACGAGUCAUUCCGCGUAUUCGGGCACGAAGGUCACGGAGGUCAAGGAGCCUAUUUCGAUCCAUUUACAAACUUAUCAUUAGCAUACACCACGACAAAGCUAUCCGCAUAUGGUAUGGGUGAUGAUGCACGAUAUUUAGCACUUGUGAAAUCAACAUAUGAUAGCAUUAAGAAUAUGGAAAAAGAGAAAAUAAAAAAAUAA
This is a messenger RNA of Saccoglossus kowalevskii, 1020 nucleotides long. Its product is annotated as beta-lactamase domain-containing protein 2-like. The record is from RefSeq and is a predicted model, not a curated record. Lineage: Eukaryota; Metazoa; Hemichordata; Enteropneusta; Harrimaniidae.